UUAGACAUAUUCCAGUCUACGUGUCAGUGAUUAUUUUGUCACGGAACAUUGAAAAAACUUCUUUAACAUCACAUAGAAGCAUUUCUACACACCAUAAACAUAACUACUGCUUUAAAGCACACCUCCAUUACUUCUUCUUGUCAACACAAGGCAGAUAACUGACUAUCUAGCAAGGAGUUAAUGCAGAGCUGGCAGCAGUGCUUCACCCCUCCCCCCCAUUGUAGUACCAGUAGACGUGUCACCGAUAACACACUGGUGCUGAUCACCGUGGUAGCGGGAUAAAACACCUCAGAAUACCCUGAAAACGCCCGUUCAUAGUCACCCCACACCCCUGGCAGGAUUUUGGUGACUGGUGGUUAUUACAGUGCAGCUUGGUGAGCCCCAGCCAUGUACCCUGUGGUGGUGGCGGUGCUGGUGCUGGUGGUCAGUGCUCAGGGCUUCUAUCUGCCCGGCCUGGCCCCCGUCAACUACUGCCAAAAGGGAAUGUUCGAGGAGAGCAAAUGUCAGACCGCAGUGCCCCUUUUUGUGAACCGGCUAAACUCUGAGGAGUCCAUCAUUCCCUAUGAGUACUCACAUUUUGACUUCUGCCAAGCUGAUGACAACUCAGAAAUGGUUGUUGAGAACCUUGGUCAGGUGGUGUUUGGGGAGCGCAUCAAAUCAUCUCCCUACACACUUGAGUUCAUGAAGGAUCAGAAGUGUGCCAAGGUUUGCACAAAGUCAUACAAGACGUCCAGCAAAGAAGACAAGAAGAAACUGAACGACCUGAAGCGAGCAAUGAACCUCAACUAUUACCACCACUGGAUUGUGGACAACAUGCCAGUGACGUGGUGUUAUGUAGUGGACGGUGGCAAUGUGUUCUGUGCCACUGGUCACCCUGUUGGCUGUUUUGUGGAUGCCACCUUCCGCCGCAAGGACGCCUGUGUCAUGGAUCCAAAGUACAAGGAGCGCAAUACCUACUACCUCUUCAAUCACGUGGACCUCAAUGUCACCUACCACACUGGGGAUGGGGAGAACUGGGGCACCACCUUCAGCGGGGCUGGCGGACGCAUUCUGUCCGUGCGUGUGAUGCUGAAGAGCAUCAAGCACAACCAAGGCAAGGAACCCUGCGACACCCCGGAGGUGAUGGCCAUUCCCAGCGACUUCAAGGAGGACCUCAGCAUCACCUAUUCCUACAGCGUCACAUUCACCAAAAGCAAUGCUGACAUCCGCUGGUCUUCUCGCUGGGACUAUAUCCUGGACUCCAUGCCGCACACCAACAUCCAGUGGUUCAGCAUCCUCAAUUCCUUGGUCAUCGUGCUUUUCCUCUCUGGCAUGGUGGCGAUGAUCAUUUUGCGCACUCUUCACAAGGACAUAGCUCGCUAUAACCAGAUUGAUGCUGGGGAGGAUGCCCAUGAGGAGUACGGGUGGAAGCUGGUGUAUGGUGAUGUGUUCCGGCCACCGCGACGAGGCAUGCUGCUGUCUGUGCUGGUGGGCUCUGGCACGCAGGUGUUCAUCAUGACGCUCAUCACCCUGUUCUUUGCCUGCCUGGGAUUCCUGUCACCGGCUAACCGUGGUGCCCUGAUGACCUGUGCCAUGGUGCUGUACGUCUGCCUGGGCUUCCCUGCUGGCUACGUUGCUGCUCGUCUAUACAAGAGUUUUGGUGGCGAGAAGUGGAAGUCCAAUGUCCUGCUCACUUCCAUGCUGUGUCCUGGAGUUGUGUUUGCACUGUUCUUCAUCAUGAACCUGAUGCUGUGGCAUAAGGACUCCAGUGCAGCUGUGCCCUUCACCACCCUGCUGGCACUACUCUCCCUCUGGUUCCUGGUGUCUGUGCCACUCACCUUUGUGGGUGCCUUCUUUGGCUACAGGAAGAGGUGUUUGGAGAAUCCCGUGCGAACCAACCAGAUACCCAGGCAGAUCCCUGAGCAGAGUGUGUACACCAAGCCCCUGCCCGGCAUCAUCAUGGGGGGUGUGCUGCCUUUUGGAGGCAUUUUCAUCCAGCUCUUCUUCAUCCUCAACUCCAUCUGGUCAUCCCAAACCUACUACAUGUUUGGCUUCCUGUUCCUGGUAUUCCUCAUCCUGGUGGUGACGUGUUCUGAGACCACUGUGCUGCUCUGCUACUUCCACCUGUGUGCUGAGGACUAUCACUGGUGGUGGCGCAGCUUCCUCACCUCAGGCUGCACGGCGUUCUAUCUGUUCAUCUACUGCAUCCAUUACUUCUUCAGCAAGCUGAGUAUACAAGGCGUUGUCUCCACCAUGCUAUACUUUGGCUACACCCUCAUCAUGGUCUUCCUCUUCUUCCUUCUCACAGGCACCAUCGGCUUCCUUGCGUGCUUCUGGUUUGUACGUAAGAUCUACAGUGUUGUAAAAGUGGACUAAAGACUUGUGGAAGCACUUGCUGCCUGUGUCCAAGGCCCUGAACUGCUCUGUUUGGGUGAAGACACCAUGCUGCUUGAAAUGAUACUGAGAUUCUACCAAAAAUCAGAGAAAAAUUCUCUCUUAAUGAAUAUUUGUAUGAGGUGAGCGAAGCCCACCUUGUGAAUAAUAGCAGCAGUCCAGGAGCGGGAAGAUGGACUUGGAAGGAAGUGGUGUUUCUUGAACUAAAAUGACACCAUAAAGUAAUGUUAAUGUGUCAGUGAGGACAUCUGUAGUGGUGCAUCUUGUCCAAGCCACACUGCAGAACUGUAGUUAACUUCCUGAAUAUUUAUGUUACUGAUUUUUAAGAAUGGUUUGCAAUAUUUGGUAAUUGGCUUACUUAAGGUGGUUUUUGAGGGUGUGAUCUUCAAUACUUAUGCACAUUUCUUUACAACUGCAAUUUGCUUCUUGUUUUAUUUUAUUUUACAAUUUGAAAUGUUUGAUGCUUUUUUGACAUUUUUAGUUGACAUUUUGGUAGUUGUUGUUUUUUAAAAGUGGUCGUGAGCACGUCGUCAUGACAAGCCAAAUUCCUGAGCAGUGAAAGCACACAGUAUUCAUGAACAAAAUUUUGCAUGUUCAGUGAUGAUUUCCUUUUUCUGCUCUAUAUUGUUUGAAAAUGCUUUGUGUUGUAUUUGAAAUCAUGCCCUUCUAGUAUUCUCAUCGGUGUCUAACCCCUAAUGGAUAUUUCAUGUUUGCAUCUCAUCACCCAUUGUUAGCUGCUGUCAUUAGUCGUCAGUGCUCAUCAUGGCUUUGUGGAGGGAGGAGCUGUGGAGGCAAUGCAGCAAAACCCAUUUUAUCUCUACUCAUUAUCAGAGGUAUAGCAUAUACUGAAGAUAAGGAGUUCCAGAUGACAGAUAGUGAAGGGUCGUGACAUGGGAUCAGUCCAAAUAAGAAAUGGAGCAAAGGUAGUUCACACAAAUCAGUUAUGUGAUUUCUGUAGGAAGCAGAGGAUCAGAAGAGAGUGAGUGAAGGGAGUUCAGAGUUUAUAAUGUUUGCAUUGCACACUGAACUCUAUGAUGUAUGACAAGUAUUGUACUCAUGGUAAAAAUUCAUUUGUCAAAGAGGAGGAAGUCAAGAUUGGAGUAUGCUAAAAAAUAUACACAAAAAAAAAAAAAAAACAGUAUGUAUAACUGCAGUGAGACAGGAAAUUGUGUAUUGAUAUCAUUGCGGUAUGUAUGUAUGUAUUUAUAUAAAAUAUAUUAAAGGAAAAUACAUGGUAUGCAUGGUAACUCAACCACCAACUAUAUUUUUUGAUCAUGCAGUGUGUUUAUUACUUAUUGUUGGAAAAUGCACGUUGCUUGUUUCUAUUUUAGUGUGUGUGUGUGUGUGUGUGUGUGUGUGUGUGUGUGUGUGUGUGUGUGUGUGUGUGUGUGUGUGUGUGUGUGUUUUGCUGGGAGGUAAUACUUUCUCAAGAUAAAGGGAUAGCAAAGGAAGUUUCUUAUGAUUUUAUCAAACAGCAUGACUGUUUUGGAAUCUGUGAGAGCCAAAGUGUAAUGCAUAUACAGAGAUAAAUAGACAUUAACACUGCUGUUGUGUCCCCUAAAGAGAAUACAAGGAGUAAAAAUCUCAGAUUAUUAUUACAUGAUUGCUGUAUUGGGUGAAGGGGAAGACAUCAACCAAGCAUGUCGGAAUGUAGAUGAGUUUGAAAAGACAUACUUGUGGUUUUGAAUGGUCGUGUCAGGCAUCUCUUUCUGAGGUUCUGAUGGAAAAGUAGCAAUUUGUCACUGAGUUGAGGUGAAUUCUUUGUGAACAAUCCAGAUGAAAUGGGUUUUACUGUACAAGUAGGGAAUUUGUUCUCCCUAACUCUUGCUUCAUGCAUUUCAUUAGCUUGUGCCAUUCCAUGCAGGGAGAGGCCCAUGGGAGAGGAGAGAAGUGAGGGAAACAUUCUACUGCUCUCCCUAAAGAUGACUUCCUUGCAAGUGGAUUAGGUGAGGUAUUAUCAGUAAGUCAACAUAAAAGCAUAAUGAUAAAUCUGAAAAUAACUUCCUUUGCUCUUUUAGAUCGAGUGUGCAUCUAGGAGUCACUCCAUAGACAGAGAAUAACUUGAAAAUAAUUAUGUAAUAGAUUUCCAUGUUAUUAAUUUUUUUUUUUUUUCAUAUUUGUCGAUGUUGUCUCUGUGCAUAAUAGUGUAACAAGGAACUAAAGGGUAUGAUGGCAGUCCUUGGCAGGCAAGUGGUGUAUAGACAGUACAUGGGCAAGUUAUAAUGUUAUAAUGGUUAUCCUAUUGUCCAUCUGUUUUAUGCUUGAUUUGAGGAACUUGUGCAUCAGAGGUUUUCUAUUUUAUUGAUACACAGAUCCUUUAUUGAUGUGUCUGCAGCACCUCCAUUAAGCAGAAUAACUUGAAAGUCAAAUGUUUCAAGUUUUGUCUCCGUAAUCAGCCUGCUUUCCUCAAAAAUUGUAUUUCUUGUAUCUAUUUAUAUGUAAUUUUCUUCUACUUUAUAUGCUUCCUUAAGCCAUUUCCCUUGUUAAGAUUCUAUUUAUAUAUUUUGAUAAAUCAGCUGAAUUAGAAAUUUCAGUCUCAAACACAGUAUGAUUUUUUUUCUUUCUUGUGUGAGCAGAGAACUGCUGAUAUUCAGACUUGACUUGAAGGUUAGCAAAAGUCAAUCAUAUUUUAGAAUUUUGUUUAGAAAGUCAUAUAGGGCAAAUGCUUUAGUUAAUUUUUUUUUUCUCUGGAAAAGUUUAUGUAGUAUUAGCUCUUGUAAAGAAUAGAGGAAACGUUAAUUGAGAAAUAAGAUUAAGACAAAAAGGAUUUGAGACUGACAGCCUUGCACAAAGUGAAAUGAAAAGAAGCAGCUUCUUAUCAUUCCCAGUGAAAUGCUUCUCAAAUCAAACUGAAGGAAAUAACAUGACUUCGUGAUUGGAAACUUGUUAGUGCUCUGAAUAUAUAUGUGUGUGUGUGUGUGUGUGUGUGUGUGUGUGUGUGUGUGUGUGUGUGGGGUUUUUAUUGAGUGCAUGGCCAGGUGGGUGGUACUUCUUGGUAACUAGUGUGGCACCCAGGCUGGCGUGUGGCAUUUGUUUUGGCUCAGAUUUCUUUGUGUUUAUGUACAUAAUUUUUUUUUGUUACUAUCCAGCAUGUGGGUGGAUGUUUAGUGUGACUUGUUUAAUACUUUGCUAAUAUAGUGACGACUUGGUGUGAUUUAUUUAUAAUCUAAUAUCAGAGUGAUAUUUGGUGAUUGUUGCAUUUAUAUAUCAACUUUCAUUUAUUCUCUAACUUCUAUUUUAUAUAUUUAAUUUUUGUUUUCUGUUAUUUAUAUUUAUUUUAUUGGUUUUACAUUUUUUCUGGUGAAACAUUUAUUGUUGAAACUUUCUGGGCCAAGCUCUCUGAAGCCCUGUAAUGCCAGGGCAGGAAGCAGAAACACAAGCCACAACCAUACUGGCUGGAGGUAACAUGAGAACAUAAGUAAAUAAGAGAAGCUGCUAGAAGCUGUCAGUUCCACAUGUGGGAUGGCCUGCAUGAAACGGAUCUACAUAACUCCACCUAUCAUCCUCAGCCUUGUCUUCUAAAGUUUCUUGAUGACUUUGCUGCAACACCAUUGUUGAGUCUAAUGGUUCAUUUGGUCACGGCUUGUGUCCCUGUAUUCUGUAGAGGCAUUUCAGUUCUUCUACUUGUUAGAAUGCCAAGCUGUGCCAGUAUCUAUUGGCUGCAACUAAGGCCAGGACAUGGCAGGACAGUUGGCUUUCUUGUGUUGUUUGUUCACACCACCAGAAGGUAUUAGAAAAGAAAACUGGUGUGAGUUAUUCUUGUGCUCCCUUAUUGAUUAAUUUAUUAACAAUAUAGAUUUCAUCACCUUU
Messenger RNA from Portunus trituberculatus (swimming crab), 6183 nucleotides. RefSeq names its product transmembrane 9 superfamily member 2-like (gene TM9SF2). The record is from RefSeq and is a predicted model, not a curated record. NCBI's taxonomy places the organism in Eukaryota, Metazoa, Arthropoda, Malacostraca, Decapoda, Portunidae. Gene Ontology annotation, cellular component: membrane. The transcript has 14 exons. Bases 388 to 2355 code for a protein of 655 amino acids. Gene Ontology annotation, biological process: protein localization to membrane.